UCAAAAAUUGAGGCUGAAGUUAAUAUAUUGGAAGCAUUUGGAAGCGUGCUCGGCUCGCACUAUAAUAAAAUGUUAGAAUCACAAAGUAUUAAUUAUUGGACAAUAUUUGAUUACUUAAAUGAAGAUUGCUGGCGUGCUGUGCUGCAAUAUGUGCCCAUCCUAGACCUCAUUCGGACUGAGAGCACCAGCCGACAAUGGCAGAAAAUAGUCCUGCAGUACCUACAAGGAAUUAAUAUAUGCAUAUUAGAUCACAGUGACUUAGCCAACAGAACUAAGCCUAAUGCUCAUCUGUUGAAAAUACCUCACUCUAGGUAUGCCCUUGAUUUCAAGUCAUUUAAUAAAUGGAUCGAGAAACUUGGCCCGCCCAUUGUGGCCACAUACUGCAACAAUGUGGAAACAUUAAUACUAAUUAGAGAAAACUGCCCUAAUUUAGAAAGCUUGACUCUUGAAAGUUUUCAUAACCGAUGUAGCUGCUGUGGUUUGUUCGAAUGUUUCCCGUACAAUUUGAACAUGGACUUCAAGUGCUUGCAAGGGCUGUACAUUAUUUCAUGCAAUGUGUCGGACCACUGUGUUUCCCAUUUUAUAGCAGAUAAAGCUGUAGAAGAACUAGAAUUUAACAAUUGUACUAUAAUGACGGGGGAUUUUUUCAAUACUAUAGACUUGUCAAACUUGGGAACUCUUGUCCUAGAAUAUUGUGACGAUUUAGAUGCUGAGAACUUAUUUUGUGCAAUCGAGCGUCUUGGAGACCUGAAAAAGUUAGUCCUUAACAAUUUGCAUGCCGACAUAUACAAAAGAAUACAAGGAAUGCUGGAUAAGAUGCCCAAAUUGGAAUAUCUAGAACUAUAUAAUGAGAGAGAGAGAAUGCCUUGCUAUGACUAUAAGCCUUUAUUACGUUUGACUCAUUUGAAGUAUCUCCAGGUGAAUAUCCAAUUGCCCGAUGAAGCCGCGGAAGGUAUACUGCAGGGUUGCAAGGAUUUGAGGACUUUAGAGUUUUGGGACUGUUCUGAAAUGAGCAAGAGCUUCGUGACACGGGCGCUGUGUCGGUGGGGCGCGCGGCUCUGCAAGCUGUAUCUGAUGUCGCUGGAUUUGGACGACGAUGACGUGGUAGCCAUCAUUAGCACCUGCCCCCAGCUCACGAAGUUGCUAGUGGAUUCCCAGCUGUCGCCCGCGCUGCCGGCGCGCGCGGCGGCGGCGCGGCGCGCGGUGCGGCCGGGUGCCAUGUUGCGGCUCGACGUCUCCGGGACCUGCUUGCCGUACCCGGACGAACUGAUGUUAAGAGCCGAACCAAAUAAUGACUCUGAAGGUCUUACAAUACUGGAUUACCUAAACGAGGACUGCUGGAGGGCAGUGCUGCAAUUUGUGCCAGUCCGAGACCUCGUCUGCAGUGAGCGCACCAGCCGUCUUUGGCAAACAUGGGUGCUGAUGUACUUGAAAGGAGUCCGAGUAAGUAUAGUGGAUGAAGAUGAUAAACCUAAGAAGACUCAUCCAAAUGCUUGUACUUUGAAAGCAUCAAACGAUGAUUACGAGUCAUUUAUCAUGUGGACCAACAAAGUAGGCACAUCAGUGGUAGCAGCUUACUGCAACAGCUUUCAGACAUUGAAAACAAUAGAUGAAAACUGCCCCAAUUUGGAAAGUCUAAUGCUGACCAACAUAAGAGAAAACGCUGAUUCAGAAGGAAUGUGCCCAUACAAUCUGAAUAAAAGCUUCAACCGUCUACAGGGGCUGCAUUUUAAUAGAUGUCUAGUAUCAGACAACUUCAUUGACCAAUUCAUAAAAGAUAAAGCUCUAGAAGAACUAGAAAUUGGUUACGACUGUUGCACCGUGCGUGGAGACUUCUUAAACACAAUAAACCUGUCGAACUUAAAGUCUCUCCGCUUAGAAUUUCUAGAACUCUUCGAUUCCGAACACUUGCGUUCAGCUGCUGACCAACUCAGCGAGUUGACGAAGUUGGUGAUCAUAGAUAUGCCAUUUGAAACUGCCGAAGAAAUACAACAUGUGGUGGAUAAGAUGGAGAAAUUGGAAUAUUUUGAAUUAUAUGAUGCUCAUUGGAUGACUUGUGGUGAUUAUGAGCCUAUAUCGCGAUUGACUCGAUUGAAAUUUCUCCGACUGUCGAUGAGUGUGCCCGAUGAAGGCGUGGAAGCUAUUCUCGAGGGUUGCAAGGAGUUGGAGACCUUGGAGCUGUUAGAUUGCAGAUCCAUAACCGGGAGUCCUGUGUCGGAGCCAUUUCGCCACGGGUGUCAGCUCCGCUCGCUCACGCUGCAUAAGUUCCAUUGCAUGGGGGAUGAUGACCUGGUGGAUAUCAUCAGCUCCUGCCCGCAGCUCACGUCACUGGUGGUGAGCGCGGCGAAUUUGUCGCCCGCGCUGCCGGCGCGCGCGGCGGCGGCCCGCAGUGCGGUGCGGGCUGGCUCGCGGCUGCGGCUCGACCUCAGCGACACCAUACUGGUGGAGCCCGAACAGCUGAAAGAACGCUACGGCGAAUAUGAACCAAUGAAGACUGAAUACGAAGACCUGAUUAUUGACCUGACUGUAAAAGACAACUAAUUUUUCUAUUUCUCUAAGUCACUGUACAAGCUGUGAUGAUAUGUGAAGAACAACAAAGUUAUACAUUUAAAAUGUACCUAAUUUUGUUUAGAAAAUAUACAGGUUAUGAGUACC
This is a messenger RNA of Leguminivora glycinivorella, 2655 nucleotides long. RefSeq lists its product as uncharacterized. Gene Ontology annotation, biological process: SCF-dependent proteasomal ubiquitin-dependent protein catabolic process. The coding region runs from base 70 to 2541 and encodes 823 amino acids. Lineage: Eukaryota; Metazoa; Arthropoda; Insecta; Lepidoptera; Tortricidae. Gene Ontology annotation, cellular component: SCF ubiquitin ligase complex. The record is from RefSeq and is a predicted model, not a curated record. Gene Ontology annotation, molecular function: protein binding. The transcript has 14 exons.